This is a messenger RNA of Alosa alosa (allis shad), 7135 nucleotides long. RefSeq names its product hamartin-like. Gene Ontology annotation, biological process: regulation of cell cycle; negative regulation of cell population proliferation; negative regulation of TOR signaling. Lineage: Eukaryota; Metazoa; Chordata; Actinopteri; Clupeiformes; Clupeidae. Gene Ontology annotation, cellular component: TSC1-TSC2 complex. The record is from RefSeq and is a predicted model, not a curated record.
UUCAUGUUUUUAAAGAUGCAUUGCAAAUUUUCCAAUGCUGUGUCACUCAUAAUGAUAAAUCCGAAUAGGAAAGUGGAUUUUCUGACCUCGACAGUGACUGACAAAGGAUAUCAUUUUUUUGUACAAAGCGCACGAUUAUAAUGCCUGGUGUAGGGACUGGCGGCGAAUUACAGUUUGGUAGCUUCAGCUAUCUUAGUUUUUGACUUCUAGCGUUGUGGGAAUAUGUAAGUCGUGUGAUGUCCUGCAGAUGCAUGCUUGUAUCGGAAAGAUUUAGCAAAGCAUACGCGUAAUAAGCCGAAGGGGUUAGUUUGGCCAACGAUCCCCAUUGUUCUCCGGAGUUGUUUACGCCAAGCAGUGGUCAUUCCAGAUUGCUAGCGAGAACGCUAGCAAUCUAGCCACAGCAGUUAAUCAAGUCGCUCUGUGUAUAUAGAACAUUUGUAUUACACAGUGACAGGCAUACGCAGUCUUAUUACCACGCCUUAAACUUAUUUUUCAUCUAGAGCAAUAUAUGAUAAUCGCCACAUUUUUGCAGUCAUCACUUUUCGCAACAGCGAGCUUUUUAACGCAGCGUCAUAGCUGCACAGCAGCAUUAGCUCGCUGCACAGUUUAAACCGAACUCUACGUUAAUUGUACAUAGACCGUUUUACGGACAGUUUUAGGAAUUGGCAGCUUUUUCCCUUAGCUACGCUGACAACACAUUCAAUUAUAAUUUAGCCCAAUCCAGUAAUAUUUGAAAGUGACGUAGUAAUCUUAAUCUACAUCUGAAUCUACAGCAUCUAAGUAUAACCUACCAUUCAUUGAAUACGGACUAUUUUUCUUAGAGGACUCGCAUAGCACGGUAGCCUGCUAUCUUUCAUAGUCACACCGUUACAUCCACAGAUGCGCAGUUUUUCCACGUUGUGUUAUAUUAUCGCUUUAUCCACUAAUAUUGGUGUUUACAGCCAUACUAUUCAACCACUAAUUAACAAAACUCCUGCGACAGUCUUGUGUUAAGUAAGUUGCCAACGCCGUUGUGAGAGCCUUUUACAUUUUGCAGUGCCAUUUACCAACUCGCACAGAGCCAAAUGCAAUUUCCAGCGUUUGCAUGGAGGUGCACAGGCAACAUAAGGCCUCUUUGUAUGUCCUAUGCCGGGUGAUGUGUGGCUGCUAUGCCCGAAGGUCACGGUAACAUUUGUUUCUGUUUGUGUCACUGUUCACUCCCUCAUUAAGGAGUCGGCAUAUGAAUGUAUCAAACCAACCAACUUUAUGUGUCUCUUGUCUUAUGCUUCACAUUGGGGCUCUCUUCUGCUUUGGCAGGGAGGAGUUUUGAUUGAUUGUGACCGAAGAAGGCUUGUCUUCACUGAGUGUUGUCCUCCAGCUGUGCUUGCCUGUCAGAAUCUGUCAGCACCAUAGAACACUCAUUCUUCAACUAAUCCUCCCAGAGAUACAGGCUUGAUAUACUAUUUUUGAUGGAUUGUCCCUUGAGUUCAUUUGAGGGGGUGUCUUCCUACCUGAUAUGCCUUAUAAAAUGGGCUGAUCCAAAGUCUGCUUGUUUUUUUUAACUUGCCUUCAAGUUACAUCAGUGGUUUUAUCAGGUAAUAUAAUUAAAAACUUGGAUAGAUCAGUAAGAAUCUAAGAAAAUAACUAGAAUAUGUUUCCUCUUAGGAGGUGGAGUGUAUUGUAAUAUGGUCUGUGUGUGUGUGUGUGUGUGUGCGCAUGCAUGCUUGAUAACAUGACUUCAAAAGUACCGGUUCGAAUAACCUUGGGUUUUUCAGAUUUACCACAUCCUCAUGAUCCAGAUGCAGGAUUAUUUUCUAUGUUGCAGUUCUUUGUCAGAAAAAUGCUGUAAUAUCUCAGUUUCAGCAACUUAAAGGAUCACUAUCGUGCUAUCAUAACUAAUUUUCAUAGCUGCACCCAAUUAUUUGUUUUAUUCCCUCUGUGUGAUCACAAACUUCAGCUGCUGUGUUUUAAGUUUUAUGUUUAUUCAUAUUUACACAUGACUAAAGUGUCUACAGUCUAAGUGGAACUGGAUUUUAUAUUGUUUAUUCUGGGGCUGUACUGUAAUGGUGUUUAUCUUUUGGUAUUUAUCUACGCCCUGCCUGCAGGAUAUUUUCUGGACUCAAAAGCAUAUGGUGAGUCCAAAUGAGGGGUCAGGAAGGGAAUGAAUUGGAAAUGGGGACGUGGACUUAACCUCACCCAUCUUCCCCUCCUCCUCUCCCAGUGGUGCCAGGAGACUGUUUCGGCAGGCGGCCUCGGGACCCCGGCGCCGCAGGACCGGAGGGUGUUGUGACCGCGACUGAGCCGAUCCUCCCCCUCCCCCCUUUCCCCUCCCCUCCCCUCGUCCCACGCCUCACACCCCUGCCCCUCGGCUGUUGUGUCUGGGAGUGGCGUCCGUUGCCCUGACACCCCACACUCCACAUCCGCCUCCACCAUGGCCCGGGAGCAGCCCAACGUGGGGGACCUGCUCCCUCUCCUGGAGUCCUCCGACAUAAGUCAGCUGGAGGAGAUCAAGGGGCUCAUCAACGAACACCUCAGCUCAGAGCGAGGGUCGGUGCUACUUAACAGUCUUGUGGACUACUUCCUGGAGACCAACUCUUCCCAGGCCAUGCACAUCCUGUCCUCAGUGCGAGAGCCACACGAUAAGCACCUUCUGGAUAAGAUGAACGAGUGCAUGGCCAAGCACUCGUGCAGGUUGCCCACACUCAGCCUGCUGGGGCACGUCGUCAGGAAGCAGCCGUCCUGGAUCCACAAGAUUGCCCGCUACCCCCUGCUGCUCUCGCUCCUCAAAUGCCUCAAGACGGAUACCGAUGUGGUGGUGCUUAUAACUGGAGUCUUGGUGCUCAUCACUCUGCUCCCCAUGAUCCCCCAGGCAGGAAAACAACACCUGUAUGAGUUCUUUGACAUAUUUGGACGAUUGGCAUCUUGGAAUCUCAAGAAUCCCGGCCAUGUGUCAGAGGUGUACCUUAUCCAUCUGCAUGCGAGCGUGUUCUUAUUCCAUCGGUUGUAUGGCAUGUACCCCUGCAACUUUGUCUCGUACCUGCGCUCCCACUACAGCAUGAAGGAGAACGUGGAGACCUUUGAGGAGGUGGUGAAGCCAAUGCUGGAACAUGUUCGCAUACACCCAGAAUUAGUGACUGGAACCAAGGACCAUGAGCUGGACCCAACAAGAUGGAAGCGCUUCGAGGUCCAUGAUAUCGUUAUCGAGUGUGCCAAAGUGUCCCUGGACCCCAAGGAGGCGUCAUGUGAGGAGGGCUAUGCCACCAUGCCCGAGCACUUCAGUGCCCACCUGCAGCUGCGCCCGACAGACUGCACUGCCAGCCCCUACACUGACUUCCAGAGCAGCUACGGCAGUUCCUCCUCCACCCAGUUCUCCACCCCUCGCCAGUCGGGCCCCCCGCCCCAAUCCCUGCCCCCGCUCUCAGGGACCGUCUGCAGGAGCCCACCCAGCAUGCAACGCCAGAACUCUAGCUGUGAAUAUAACUCCACGUAUGGCAUGAAGGACCCACUCUGGAGCCCCUCCUCCCUGUGUGGCAUGGCUACACCCCCUUCCUCGCGCGGCAUGUCGCCCAACCCAGAGCUAUCCCACAGUGCCUCUCACCUGCCAAGCCGCGUCCAGAACACCUCGGCUGGAGGGAAGGGCACCCCGUCCUCCAGCACUCCAGCAGCUUCCUCCCCUCCCCCGUCCCUCUCCGACGACUUCCCACCCCUCGCCCUGGCCCAGACGGCCAGCCCCCCAUGCAAGGAUGGCAAACCUGGAGAGUCACACAAACACCACUUGGUCAGACAGGAUCCCAUCAGAGAGCUGGAUAAAGGAAGCGCAGAAGUGAACAGCCACAGAGAUGGAGCAGGUAAGGGCUCGUCCAUGACCCUGACGGAGCUGUCUGUCUACAUGAAAGAACAGGAGCAGCUACGCACGGAGAAGGAGCGAGAGGAAGCUGCCAUCAAUGAGGAGCUGCUGAAGCUGACGGAGGACAAGCAGGAGUCCUCGGCCCUCCGUGGCUUUGACUCGCCCUUCCUCCGCACCACAGAGACACUGACCAACGCCGUGGACGAGAAACCCGGCUCCGGCCCGACCUCCUCCUCCUCCUCUUCCCGCGACGGCCCCCUCCAUCCUCUCCACCCGCUGCACCUUCACAAUGCCACCUCCACGCCCACGCCCUCCCAGGAGAAGUCUGGCAGCGGCGGCGGCAGUGGCAGAUCCAGCCGGGCGGGAGGCAGCCGCGGCCCCCCCUCCCAGGACGGGUCCCUUCCUUGGGCCUUCCAGCCCGUCUUCACCCCCAUCGAGGCUCCGGGGCCUGGCGGCGGCGGCGGCGGCGGCGGCGGCGGGGGAGUUGGAGGAGGCGACCACGUGGCCCAGCGCAGCCCGUGCACCUCCACCACCACCGAGGAGGACGCCCUCAAGCUCGGCCUGCUCUCCCCCAGCCCCUGCCGCCCCGCGGCUGCGCUGCCCUACGAGGCUCUCUUCGACCUGGCGCUCCCGCGUGCUGCCUCGCUCUUCGUCGCGAGGAAGACGCUGGAGGCCACUCAGAGGGCCUCCGUGGAGAGGAGAGGGCAGAAAGGAGGAGGAGGAGGAGGAGGAGGAGGAGGCGGCGGCAGCAUUCUAGGAUUUGGGUUUGGGUUGGGGGAGGAAGAGGAGUCCGAGUUGGGAAAGCUGGUGCUGACAGACGGGGAGGCGGACGGAGAGUUGGGGCUGGGCGAGGGGGAGGGCGAGGGGGAGCUGACCACAGCCACGGCCUCCCCCCUGGAGGUGCUGGAUCGCCUCGUGCAGCAGGGGAACGACGUCCACGACAAGGUGCUAAAGAGAUUACCUUUGCCAAGCAAAUCAGCUGACUGGACACACUUUGGAGGCUCGGCGCCUCUGGACGAACUGCACACGCUGCGCAGCCAGCUGCUCCUGCUGCACAACCAGCUGCUGUACGAGCGCUACAAGCGCGAGCAGCACGCCGUUCGCAACCGCCGGCUGCUGCGACGCAUCAUCAACGCCACCGCACUCGAGGAGCAGAACAACGCCAUGAAGGAGCAGAUGAACCUGCAGGGUGUGGAGAUGCUGUCGCUGCGGGAGAGCCUGACCGUGGAGCAGCAGCGCUACAGGCAGCUGUGGGACGACAGGGAGACCCUCGUCACCAGACUCCACAGCCAGGUCCGCCAGCUGCAGCAGAGCCGGGACGAUCACUACACCAAGAACCAGGAGCUGCAGAGUAAACUGCAGGAGUGCCAGAAGCAGAUGGGCGAGAUGGAGGCGGAGCUUCAGAGAGCCAACAACAAGGUGUGCCACACUGGGCACCUGCUCAACCAGCUGACUGCCAAGCUGUUGACGAGCGAGAGCACCCAGCAGCAGAUGAGUUUCCUCAGCAAGCAGCUGUUGCUGCUGGGAGAGGCCCACAAGCUGUGUGUGCAGGAGCUCCAGCACUCGGGCCCCGACACCACUAAAGAGAAGCAGAUGCUGCAGUUGUCCAGCAGUAAGGAGGCGGAGCGUCUGCGCCAGAACCUGCUCUCCCAGGCCCAGAAGCUGGAGGCGGCCCAGCAGCGCGCUGCGGAACUGGAGACGCAGCUUUCCAAGAAGGAGCACCUUAUCGCCGAGCAAAAGAAGUUCCUGGAGGACGUCAAGCUGCAGGCCAAAGGGGAACUGCAGGCCUCAGAGAGCCGGUACCAGGCGCAGCGGCAUGUGACCCAGGCCCUCCAGGCCGAGCUGCUGCAGCUCUACAGCCGGCUGGAGAUGGAGGCUCCUGCCAACACCACCAACUCUCCAGCAGGGGGCAGCACCGAGAUCUACGGCCCCACAGAGGCCAGUGUCUCCAUCCCUGACGGCCUGGCCAAGGCCACCACCAAAGAGGGCCCGGGCGUCCAGCCCUCCCCUCCUCCGCGCAACGGCAACGCCAGCACUUUAUCGCCCGGGCAACCCAAGGCCAAGCCCUCCCCGUCGUCCUCCUCGUCCCCCUCCUCUUCCUCGUCCACCUCCUCCGCCACUUCCUCGGCCACCAACUCCGUCAACGGCCGCCGCGACGGCCCCCAGCCUCCCCCUCAGCUCCUGGAGCCCCCGUUGUUGGGGCUUCCCCCCCGGGGCACCAGCGCCCACGACGAGCCCCUCACCGUGGGUUCCUACCCCAGCGCCAAGAGCUUCCUGGGCAUGCGCGCGCGUGAGCUCUUCCGCAACAAGAGCGAGAGUCGCUGCGGAGAGUCGGAGGAGAUGGAGGACCUGGAGGAGGAGAACGAGGGAGAGGAAGGCGAAGGUGGCGGCGGUGGAGAAGGAGAGGACGGGCUGGGCCGACUUGGAGGAGGAGGAGGUGGAGGAGGAGGUGGGGGCCGGGUGCGUGCCUCCCCGCGCCGCCUCACCAGCCUCUCCCAAGCGCUGAAGAACGAGCUGUGCAUGGAGCCUCCGUCGCCUGGGCCCGACUCGCCACCACCACCCGCCAACCCCCACAAGCAGCAGCAGCAGCAGCAGCAGAAACAGAAACCAGAAACAACUAGAACCACAGCAGCAGCAGUUGCACCCACAGCAGAAGCAGCAGUGCCCAGGUCAGGGCAGUGCCAACCCCGCCACCCCCCCUCCUGCCUCGGCCCCUGUUGCGAGCACUCCGAGCCCCGGGCCCCGGUCCUCGCCCGCCAAGCAGGCCCUGCAGAGGGCCAACAGUCGGGAGCGGUCGGGGGUCGGGCCCGGGGUGGGCUCGCCGGCCAGCGCUGGACGGCCCAGACAAAAGCAGCUGAAGAUCAUGGACUACAACGAGACCCACCAGGAGAGCAGUUAAGAAAGACAGACUGAGAGACAGAGAGAUGGAGUGAAGGAGAGGAAUAAAAGAGAGAGCGAGAAAGAGAGAGAGAGAGAGAGAGAGAGAGAGGAGAGGUAGAGAGAUGAGGGGAGGAGGUACUGAGUUACUGAGUGACUGGAAGGAGAAACGAAGCUGAAGUGAGUGAUGGAGAGAACUGCUGGCUUCUACCAGUAAAAGAGCGUUUAAGACUUUUUUUGAUUUUUCAGUGUUAUUUGUUCCAUUCCCUCGAGUGGACAACAGGAUUUUGGACUAUCUUUCUUUUGGCUUCUCUGUUUAUUUGUCAUGAUCUACCUUAAGAAAACUGGAAAACAAAUGAUGGAGGAUUCACCUCGUGCAGUCGCAAGUGUUCACCAGCAGAGGGCUCUCAGUGUUCCCAUCAUUUGCCCCCC